This is a messenger RNA of Rangifer tarandus platyrhynchus (Svalbard reindeer), 3756 nucleotides long. Lineage: Eukaryota; Metazoa; Chordata; Mammalia; Artiodactyla; Cervidae. The record is from the annotation of a GenBank genome assembly.
AUGAUGUGUGAAGUGAUGCCCACGAUUAAUGAGGACACCCCAAUGAGCCAAAGGGGUUCCCAAAGCAGUGGCUCGGACUCAGACUCCCAUUUUGAGCAGCUGAUGGUGAACAUGCUGGAUGAAAGGGACCGUCUUCUAGACACCCUUCGGGAAACCCAAGAAAGCCUCUCACUUGCCCAGCAAAGACUGCAGGAUGUCAUCUAUGACAGAGAUUCACUCCAGAGACAGCUCAAUUCAGCCCUGCCACAGGAUAUCGAAUCCCUAACAGGAGGGCUGACUGGUUCUAAGGGGGCUGAUCCACCGGAAUUUGCUGCUCUGACAAAAGAAUUAAAUGCUUGCAGGGAACAACUUUUAGAAAAGGAAGAAGAAAUUUCUGAACUUAAAGCUGAAAGAAACAACACAAGACUAUUACUGGAGCAUUUGGAGUGCCUUGUGUCACGACAUGAAAGGUCACUAAGAAUGACGGUGGUGAAGCGACAAGCCCAGUCACCCUCGGGAGUGUCCAGCGAAGUUGAGGUUCUCAAGGCGCUGAAAUCUUUAUUUGAGCACCACAAGGCCUUGGAUGAAAAGGUAAGGGAGCGACUGAGGGUUUCUUUAGAAAGAGUCUCUGCACUGGAAGAAGAACUAGCUGCUGCUAAUCAGGAGAUUGUUGCCUUGCGUGAACAAAAUGUUCAUAUACAAAGAAAAAUGGUAUCAAGUGAGGGAUCCACAGAAUCUGAACAUCUUGAAGGGAUGGAACCUGGCCAGAAAGUCCAUGAAAAGCGAUUGUCCAAUGGUUCUAUAGACUCAACUGAUGAAACAAGUCAAAUAGUUGAACUACAAGAAUUGCUUGAAAAACAAAACUAUGAAAUGGCCCAAAUGAAAGAACGUUUAGCAGCCCUUUCUUCCCGAGUGGGAGAGGUGGAACAGGAAGCCGAGACAGCAAGAAAGGACCUCAUUAAAACAGAAGAAAUGAACACUAAGUAUCAAAGGGACAUUAGGGAGGCUAUGGCACAGAAGGAAGACAUGGAAGAAAGAAUCACGACCCUUGAGAAGCGGUACCUCAGUGCUCAGAGAGAAUCUACCUCCAUCCACGACAUGAACGACAAGCUGGAAAAUGAGCUAGCGAAUAAAGAGGCCAUCCUACGGCAGAUGGAAGAGAAGAAUAGACAGUUACAAGAGCGUCUUGAGCUGGCUGAGCAAAAGUUGCAGCAAACUAUGAGAAAAGCUGAGACCUUACCUGAAGUAGAGGCUGAAUUGGCUCAGAGAAUCGCAGCCUUGACAAAGGCUGAAGAAAGACACGGAAAUAUUGAAGAACGGAUGAGGCAUCUCGAAGGUCAACUCGAAGAGAAAAAUCAAGAGCUUCAAAGAGCUAGGCAAAGAGAGAAAAUGAAUGAGGAGCACAACAAAAGAUUAUCUGAUACUGUGGACAGACUUCUGACAGAAUCCAAUGAGCGCUUACAGCUACAUUUAAAGGAACGGAUGGCUGCUCUAGAAGAGAAGAAUGUUUUAAUUCAAGAAUCAGAAACUUUCAGAAAGAAUCUGGAAGAAUCUUUACAUGAUAAGGAAAGGUUAGCAGAAGAAAUUGAAAAGCUGAGAUCUGAACUUGACCAAUUGAAAAUGAGAACUGGCUCUUUAAUUGAACCCACAAUGUCAAGAACUCAUCUAGACACCUCCGCCGAGCUGCGGUAUUCUGUUGGAUCCCUAGUGGACAGCCAGUCUGAUUACAGAACAACUAAAGUAAUAAGAAGACCAAGGAGAGGCCGCAUGGGUGUGAGGAGAGAUGAGACAAAGGUGAAAUCUCUUGGAGAUCAUGAGUGGAAUAGAACUCAACAAAUCGGAGUGCUAAGCAGCCACCCUUUUGAAAGUGAUACAGAGAUGUCUGACAUUGAUGAUGAUGACAGAGAAACGAUCUUCAGCUCAAUGGACCUUCUCUCUCCAAGCGGUCAUUCUGAUGCCCAGACACUGGCCAUGAUGCUUCAGGAACAACUCGAUGCAAUCAACAAGGAAAUCAGACUAAUUCAAGAAGAAAAAGAAUCCACAGAGUUACGUGCUGAAGAAAUUGAGAACAGAGUGGCUAGUGUGAGUCUGGAAGGCCUGAAUUUAGCCCGGGUCCACCCAGGUACCUCCAUCACUGCCUCCGUCACAGCGUCUUCGCUGGCCAGCUCGUCUCCCCCUAGUGGACACUCAACACCAAAGCUCACACCUCGAAGUCCUGCCAGGGAAAUGGAUCGUAUGGGAGUCAUGACACUGCCAAGUGAUCUAAGGAAACAUCGGAGAAAGAUUGCGGUGGUAGAGGAAGAUGGUCGGGAGGAUAAAGCAACAAUUAAAUGUGAAACUUCUCCUCCCCCUACCCCUAGAGCCAUCAGGAUGACUCACACCCUCCCUUCUUCCUACCAUAAUGAUGCCCGAAGUAGUUUAUCUGUCUCCCUCGAGCCUGAAAGCCUUGGGCUUGGCAGUGCCAACAGCAGCCAAGACUCUCUUCACAAAGCCCCCAAGAAGAAAGGAAUCAAGUCUUCAAUAGGACGUUUGUUUGGUAAAAAAGAAAAAGCUCGUCUUGGGCAACUCCGAGGCUUUAUGGAGACCGAAGCGGCAACCCAGGAGUCCCUGGCGUUGGGCAAACUGGGAACUCAAGCUGAGAAGGAUAGAAGACUGAAGAAAAAGCAUGAACUUCUAGAAGAAGCUCGGAGAAAGGGAUUACCUUUUGCCCAAUGGGAUGGGCCCACUGUAGUCGCAUGGCUAGAGCUCUGGUUGGGAAUGCCUGCUUGGUACGUGGCAGCCUGCAGAGCCAAUGUGAAGAGCGGUGCCAUUAUGUCUGCUUUAUCGGACACUGAGAUCCAGAGAGAAAUUGGAAUCAGCAACCCUCUGCAUCGCUUAAAGCUCCGAUUAGCAAUCCAGGAGAUGGUUUCCCUAACCAGUCCUUCAGCUCCUCCAACGUCCAGAACUCCUUCAGGCAACGUUUGGGUGACCCAUGAAGAAAUGGAAAAUCUUGCAGCUCCAGCAAAAACGAAAGAAUCUGAGGAAGGAAGCUGGGCACAGACCCUGGCAUAUGGAGAUAUGAACCAUGAGUGGAUUGGAAACGAAUGGCUUCCCAGCUUGGGAUUACCUCAGUACAGAAGUUAUUUUAUGGAAUGCUUGGUAGAUGCAAGAAUGCUUGAUCACCUAACAAAAAAAGAUCUCCGCGUCCAUUUAAAAAUGGUGGAUAGUUUCCAUCGAACAAGUUUACAAUAUGGAAUAAUGUGCUUAAAAAGGUUGAAUUAUGACAGAAAAGAACUAGAAAGAAGACGAGAAGCAAGCCAACAUGAAAUAAAAGAUGUGUUGGUGUGGAGCAAUGAUCGUGUUAUUCGCUGGAUACAAGCAAUUGGACUUCGCGAAUAUGCAAAUAAUAUUCUUGAAAGCGGUGUGCACGGCUCCCUUAUAGCCCUGGAUGAGAACUUUGACUACAGCAGCUUAGCUUUAUUGCUACAGAUUCCAACACAGAACACCCAGGCAAGGCAGAUUCUUGAAAGGGAAUACAAUAACCUCCUGGCUCUGGGAACCGAACGGCGCCUGGAUGAAAGUGAGGACAAGAAUUUCAGGCGUGGGUCAACCUGGAGAAGGCAGUUUCCUCCCCGUGAAGUACAUGGAAUCAGCAUGAUGCCCGGGUCCUCAGAAACACUGCCGGCUGGAUUCAGGUUAACUACAACGUCUGGGCAGUCGAGGAAAAUGACAACAGAUGUUGCUUCAUCAAGACUGCAGAGGUUAGACAACUCCACUGUUCGUACAUACUCAUGUUGA